Molecule: messenger RNA, 6688 nt
Organism: Dromaius novaehollandiae (emu)
Lineage: Eukaryota; Metazoa; Chordata; Aves; Casuariiformes; Dromaiidae
Gene: GPR75
Product: G protein-coupled receptor 75
Exons: 2
Coding region: 233-1879 (548 amino acids)
Biological process (GO): G protein-coupled receptor signaling pathway
Cellular component (GO): membrane
Molecular function (GO): C-C chemokine receptor activity
Source: RefSeq, a predicted model, not a curated record
GGGCGGCGGCUCGGCCCGGCCCGGCCCCGCGGGGCGGCGGCGGCGGCGGCGGGCGCCAUGGCGGGGCGGGCGGCGCCAUGGCGGGGGCAGCCGUGAGGGAGCGGGGGCGGCGCGGGGGGGGCGGCGGCGGGGCCCCGCUGAGCGGCGCGGCUGCGUCCGCGGCGGCCGCGUCCGGGCGGGUCGGCGCCGCCAUGGGCCGGCCGCGGCCGCGGUGAGGCGGCGGCGGCGGAGGAUGAACGUGUCUGGGCGGCUGGCGGCGGCGGCGGGCGCGGAGAAGCCGCCCCCCGGCUCGCUGGCGCCGCUGCUGCCGCUGGGCGGGAACGGCUCGGCCGCGGCCGGGCCCGGGGAGCCGCGGGAGGCGGUGCACGCGGCCACGCUGGCGGCCUGCGCCGCCCUGCUCGCCCUCGUCUUCUGCCUGGGCUCCUACGGGAACCUCAUCGUCUUCUUGUCCUUCUUCGACCCGGCGCUCAGGAAGUUCCGGACCAACUUCGACUUCAUGAUCCUCAACCUGUCCUUCUGCGACCUGUGCCUCUGCGGCGUGGCCGCCCCCAUGUUCGCCUUCGUGCUCUUCUUCGGCUCGGCCAGGGGCGUCCCCAGCGCCUUCUGCUUCACCUUCCACCUCGCCGGCUCUGGCUUCAUCAUCAUGUCGCUCAAGACAGUGGCCGUGAUCGCCCUUCACCGGCUGCGCAUGGUGCUGGGGAAGCAGCCCCACUGCACCACCUCCUUCCCCUGCACCCUGCUCCUCACCCUGCUCUUGUGGGCCACCAGCUUCACCCUGGCCACCCUGGCCACCCUCAAAACCCGCAGGUCCCGCCUCUGCCUCCCCAUGUCCAGCUUCGCCAGCGGUGAGGGAAGGGUCAUCCUCUACUUCUACGUGACCGACUUCAUCUGCUGCGUGGUUGUGGUGUCCAUCUCCUACGUCAUGAUAGCUCAGGCCUUGCGAAGGAACGCCCAGGUGAGGAAGUGCCCGCCCGUCGUCGCGGUGGACGCCUCCCGUCUGCAGCCCUUUGCUGGGCCGCCUGCAGCCGGGGCUGCCAACGGCCUGCAGUGCACUGUGCCCGCCCUGUACAGGAACCAGAGCUACAGCAAACCGCAGCACGUGCAGACUCACGGCUACGGGAAGCCCCUCAGCCAGCUGCCGGCCCCUGCCGCCAGCAGGCUCCAGCUCGUGUCGGCGGUGAAUCUGUCCGCAGCCAAAGACUCCAGGGCAGUGGUGACGUGCGUCGUCAUUGUGCUUUCUGUCUUAGUUUGCUGUCUCCCCCUGGGGAUCUCUUUGGUGCAGGACAUACUGUCCAGCAGUGGUGGCUUUGUUCUCUACCAGUUUGAGCUGUGUGGAUUUACCCUCAUAUUUUUCAAAUCUGGAUUAAAUCCUUUCAUAUAUUCCCGCAACAGUGCUGGACUUAGGAGGCGGGUCCUCUGGUGCCUGCAGUAUGUAGCCCUUGUCUUUUUCUGCUGCAAGCAGAAGACAAGGCUUCGAGCCAUGGGCAAAGGGAGUCUGGAAGUCAACAGGAAUAAGUCAUCCCACCACGAAACCAAUUCAGCUUACAUGUUGUCUCCAAAACCUCAGAAAAAGUUUGUGGACCAAGCCUGCGGUCCUAGUCACUCCAAGGAAAGCGUGCUGAGUCCCAAGGCUUCUGUCGGGCAUCAGCACUACGCACAGAGCAGCUCAACGCCCAUGAACACCCGAAUCGAACCGUAUUAUAGUAUCUAUAACAGCAGCCCUUCCCAGGAAGUGAGCACCCCAAAUAGCUUACAGCCAGUGAACUCGACUUUCGGAUUUGCCAAAUCCUAUAUUGCCAUGCAUUAUCAUACCACCAAUGACCUGGUACGAGAUUAUGAUAGUGCUUCAACUAAGCAGAUACCAGUACCGUCGGUGUAACCUUAAGUGUGCCACAGAUAACUGUUCUGAUUCAGUGGAUCCCCUUCUUUGCUUUUAUUAACAAUUAUUCUAAACUCAAAGAUACAGUAUUGCUGUACAGGUGCCAAUGGAAAAAUACCAUUAUUGUUAAUAUCCAGCUAUUUGCAUUUGAAGUAAAUACUAGGAUAUUACUUCCAUGAUACUUUCUUGAAAUUGUGUGGCAAGUCAAAAAGCGCAUAUUUUAGAUUUGUAUUCGGAAUCGUUACAUAAGAGUGUUUUUGUUACUGAUUUUUACUGCUGAAAGAGUAAAAAAAAAUAAACACUAGAAAUAUGUCAUUCAUUUUGUCACGAGGCAAACUAUCUCAGAGACUAUCUGAGACUGCGCCAAAAGUAUUAUCCAUUAAAUUGCACGCUUGCUGCAUUUUCAAGAAGGAAGAAUUUGGAGGAUGCUUGGUACUGUGAUACUUAGGUUUAAACCCAUUUUCGUUGCAGAAGUUGAAAGACUUGGUGAAAAUGAUUUUGUUGUAGCAAGUGUCAGUAAUAACAAAAGUUUUCUCUAUCCCAGGAUAAAAUUCUGAUUCCAUUGAGGUAAACGGCAAAAUUUCUAUAAACUUCAACUUUAGGUUAGCGUUUCAAACUCUGCUUUCUAAAGCAGGGCUAGGCUAUUUACAAAUAGCAAUAUAUUGCUACUAGGGAAGGACUUUUGAGAGGUAUUGUGGCACUGUAAUAAACCUUUGAAAUAUCUCUAUUAAUUUCUGCUGUACAUUUAUUUUAAGGAUUGGUGCCAUUAUAUACCCCUGAAUAAUGUUUUGAGAAAUAUUUUUUCAGCUGAUGCAAAUAACCGUGCAAUACCUAAUUAUAGGUUUUAUUUGAGAACAUAAACGAUUACUGCAAUAUUGUAAUACUGACAUCCGUUAGUAAUGCAGUCACCUCUGGAGCUUUCUAACUCAUAAACAUAAAACACAAAGAGUCAUAUUGCUGGUUGUUUUUUGUCUAUGACUUUAUAGUGGAUAUAUAAGUGGAUUUGGGGGGGAUUCAGUGGUGAUAUUCCCAACAGGCAGAGCUGACAGCUAUUAACAUAUUUAAAAACAGAAUGACCAAGUAACAAGAUGACUACACUUUUUUGAGAUUUUCUUAUGUAGUAAAAUUUUAAAAAAUCUAAUGUCAAUUUGAUUUAAAGAUUAAUGUCUACUUAUAUACUCUAUCUGUUGAUCAACACAGUGAUCAAAUAAUAUAAGUUAAAUAGUUUUUUUAUAAAUGUGACAGCUUGUGUUAUUGUGUCGUGUUGUUGAAAUUGCUAAUGAAACAAUGAUUUGGAAGCAAAUUUUUUAUUUUAAAUUCCUAACAAUCUUCACUUUAAGUGGUCAGAUUUCAAAGCACAUAAUCACCUUCUGUGGACUUCAUCAGAGCCUUAGUAUCUCUGCAAUAAUUGUGCUGCUGACUUUGGUGCCUGAAUAUGGACUUAGGUGCCUCAUUUUAGGAAGAUGUCAGAUCUUUAGCAGAGUUACAGUGAUGUAUUCCAAAAAGAUGAUUUGUUAUUUUAGAAACAGAAACCAUUCACGUCAUUGCAGCAUGUGAGUUGUUGGUUUAGGUUGUUUGUUAACUAUUUUCAAGCUUUUCCUGGAAGAGUAUUACACUUGUGACGAGUGUUGUUUAAUACACUGAAUUUUAAUUAAUUUUGAAUAAUUCAAGACAGCUUUCUUGCAAUAAAAUGGAUGUGAACAACUUUCUGAUACAAAUGUAAAAUUGAAAUCAUUUCGAUAGGUCUUUUCUCUCUGCCCAGAUAUUUUUCUCUAUGAAUAUCAUGGCUCUUUCUAAAGUAAUUAUAAAAGAUAACUAAAAGAUCUCUGUCUUGUUUGUUUUUUCUGUCUUUGCAUUUCUCUUUAGUACCAAAUCUCCUAAUUUGGAGGAAAAGAUAUGUGGGAUCCUGUGUUUUUGUCUCAAACGACAAAUUAUUAGCAGAAAAUUACAGUUUCAGUUUGGGAAGAGUGUAGGGCAGGACCCUGACAAAUGAUUGCAAGAUGGGAUCCUUCAUGUACUUUGAGAGAGCUUAAGGUGUCCGUUAGACUGGAUCUGGCAUUAAGCAGUUCUUGGUUUUGCUGUGUGUGUACAUGACUCCAUACUGUGCAUUUGCUUUGAAUCACGUGAACUUCAUCUUAUGACAGAAGAUUUUACCUUUCUCACCUUAGUCACAAAAGUAAUUUGCAUUGAAUAUUAAUGUGGGAGUAAAGUGAGAAGGGUAUGGCUUUAGAAUAGAAGGGGGUUUUAUUGCCCUUGUGUGAUAUUUUAUAAAGACAAAGGAAGUGAAGUCCCUUUAAAGCACAUUGUAAUGUUUUUCUGCUCUUAACUGUUGGUGCAGAUUGCAUUCCUAUACCUCUAAAGUGUUGAUAUGUUUGUAGUGUCAGAUGAGAGAACAGUAUCUGAAUUAAGUUGUCAAUUGUAUUAAAUAACUGCGUUUCUGAGGAGGUUUAUGAAUGUAGCGAAUAGAAUAGGGGUUGGCUUUUACAAAUAUGUAGCCACAAUUUCAUGGAAGUGAAUCAUAAACUGAAGUAUCAGUUAUCAUAAGAUAAAAAUUACUUGCUUUGUAAUCUUCUGUAGUAUCUUUUCUUUUUUCCUUUAGCCCCCUUGUCAGAGCAGAACUCUCUUCUGCUGAAUACAGAACCAAUAUAACAUAAAACAUGAUUGCUAGGUUAAAAAAAUUAGCAAUCCAGUUAAGACAAGGAGCAACAGAAUGAUUGAAGAAGGAGUUGGAUAAUUUUUAUGAAAAGAGUCUGAGAAGAGAGGAGAUGAGUAAGAGAGUAAGUGAUAAAAGUAUGUGAAUAAUGAAUGGUUUAGAAGUAGGCUUGAAGUUAAUGGAGUCCAAUCCAUAACACAAGAACAAGAAAGCAUUUUAUGAAUAUGUAAGGUGGCAAACUCAAGACUGAUAAAAUGUACUUUUCUUAUACCCCAUACUUACAGUGUGGAACUCAUUGCUGCAGAACUGUUGAGAAAAGACUAGUAAGGUUUAACAGGUACUUUAACAUUUAUGUGGGUAGUAGGAAUAUCAGGAGUCUGAUAGCUAAUGCCAACACGUUUUGGAAUGGAUAUGAAAUUUUAAAUUAAAAUUAAUUUGGAAUUAAAGCAAUCUUUGCUUUCUGUGAUUAAGAUGAACCCAUCAUCGUGGAACAGAUUAUCCAGCAUAUGUUUACUGUUAACUUCUUUUGAAGUUUCUGGCAUUGGUUGCUGUCACAGAUGCAAUACUGUCCUAGAUAAAGUGAUGACUGCUUUUUACCUCUCUUCUUUGUGGGAGUUAAUAGAAGUGAGGUUGAGGAAAACAUUACUGAGAUUAUAUACACCAGAUGUGUGGGCAGCUAGAGGUGAAUUUGUUUUGGGGGAGGAGUUGGAAUUUGUUUUAAAAUGUUUUUACUUUUGAAAUCCUUUUGAUCAUCCAUUUUGUGUUUUUGAUUUGGCAGUGUGUCAUAAUGAUGCUGGUAAAUGCAGGCAAGAUUUUAAGAAAAUUGUCCCCUAAAUAAUCUUCAGUAGUCCUCCAUCUGAAGCACUGGGAAUAAAAAGCAAAGAGAGCUUCUGAGCUGCAAGGGUUGUGCUUGUUUGCACCAUUGUCUUUUCACCUACUUCCAUUGGAUGGUGAGGCAGGACUAUAGAGAGCAACAAGAGGUGUUCACGACGGAAACUGAGAGAGAAGGAUGGCUGCUAGGACCGUGCAAAUCAAGAUGAUGCUAACUCAGCAAUUUAUCUGUAGUAUCUUUUUGCUCCAGAAAGAGUGCAUGGCAGACUCAGGUGGAUGUUGGACUUUUCUGUUCAUGGAAAUGUGUCCCAAAGAAUAUUUUACACUCCAUAACUACCAUAUGAAGAAUACACCAUGUCUUUUGUGAGAAAGUGCAGCUAAGCUGCCUGUGUAAGAUGCGCCCAUGGUUAAUGGGAUACCAGUGUUUUUUUUUUUUUAAUCUAAUUAGGACUCUGAAUCAAAGUUCUAGGCAUAAAUGUUAAAGAAUACUGAUUGUAGAAGCCUUCAUGUUGGCUUACGGAUAUAUUGUACUGUAUGGCUUUCAAAAAGAGGGUGCACGGGGAGUUUCACCCUGGGCACACAAAACUAUGGGCAUUUAAAUACACCAAGAUUUUUGUGAAAAUGUAUGCUCUGCUUUGUGGGCAAUGCUUACUGAUAGAAAAAAAGUAUAGAUUAGCAGGAUUUCUGUAACAAUAUUUCUGUGGCUGUAAGGACAAUUAGUACAGUUGCAUGGAAAAUUCAGGCUUGAAUAUAAGGAAUUCAUCAAACGUUAAGAAUGUGUUGAUCAUAAUUGCAUUUGGUGUUGGAUUUUUAAGAGAAAAACUGCAAAACUUGAUGCUUAAGUUGUAUUUGAAAUAUAUCAAACAGAACAAACACUACUGUGUAGGAUUUUAAUCAGUAGCAGAAAAUUGUAUUCUUUUUCUCAUCUUGUUGCAAUUGUCCAUAAUAAUUCCUGUUUUACGUAAACAAACAGUUGGUUUAAUACCUUAAAAUAAUAGCAUAGGUUUGCAGAGAUUAAGGUGGUGUCUUAAUGGACAUUCCCUAGGUAUGCCUUUUGUCUCUUUUGAAUGCUUUUUUUUCUUUUUUACUAUUUAAGAGGAGUCAAUUUGGAUUAAUUACUAAGACAUUAACAGUCUGCAACUUACUCCACAGAAACAGCAGUUACAUUCUGAACAGUUUAGUUUCAGAUUACAGUCUUCUGAGUUGAACACAAUUUUUAUUAAACCAAUCACAAGUUAAUGCUGUGUUCAUCCAUGUGCUUCUAUAGCUGAUCAAGGAUUGUAUUUCAGACCUGUAAUGUUAAUAAAAUGAAUUCUUUUUCUACA